AUGCCAAUUGAGGCGCCGGCGCUGGGUCCUUUGCUCGGAAAUACCGUCAACACGGUCAUAAGUCCAUUCUAUACGCUCUUCUCCACAAAUGCCAUGUAUUGCUUCACCGCUCGCACAAACGUGACAAAACAUAGGACUGAAACUGAGACAUUGAGUGGCAACUUGCUUCGUGUCAAACAGGGAAUUGUAGAUGGCGAGAUGAAUGGCUUGAUACCGACGGAAGAAGCAAAUGAGUGGGUGCAAAGGGCGGAGCAAGCCAUAUGUGAAGAAGCGGCAAACCGCGAGUCUUUUUUUGAUCAGAGGUGCAGAAUCUUUGGGUGCUCCCUGAACAUGAAUUGCUGGGGAAACUAUAAAACCAGCAAGAAAGCAGCUGAAAAGGUGGAUGCUGUGAAACAAUAUAUCAGUAGCACACCGCUGCCAGAUAAUGUCACACGCACACCACCUCCACCUCCUGUCGUAGAUUUGUCCACCCACUCUGCUCAGCUUCUGCCAAGCAGAGAGCCUACUCUCAGGAGUGCUCUCAUGUGCAUUAAGGAGGAGGAUGCGGUGGGAGUGAUUGGAAUAUGGGGUCCACGUGGAGUUGGGAAAACACAUCUUCUCACAAAGAUAAACAAUUCAUUUCUUGAACAUUGUCCCUUUGAUAUGGUUAUCCUUAUUAAGGCCUCGAGUGAAUGCACGGUGCAAAAGGUUCAAGCUCAGAUCAUAAACAGGUUCGGUAUAAACCAGAAUAUUAAUGUGACAGCUCAAAUACAUGAACUGCUCAAGAAACGAAGUUUUCUGGUGUUGGUAGAUGACCUUUGUGAGAAGCUAGACCUUUCAGCUGUUGGCAUUCCACAUCCUCUUGGAGUUGUGGACCAAAAGAAGAGGAAGGUGCUAAUCAUUUCACGAUCACAAUCCAUAUGUGAUCUGAUGGGUGUGGAUAAAUAUAUGCAAGUGCUUGGUUUGGAGGAAGAGGAGGCACACCAACUAUUUGAACAAAGUUUUGGUGAGGAGAAUCUUUAUACUGAUCCCCAUGUCGGGGUACUUGUUAAGGAUCUCGUAAGAGAACUAAUUGGCCGACCAUCAGAGCUGAUACAUUUCGGGAAGAUGAUGCGAAGAAGCAGAAAUGCAAGGCAGUGGGAAGAUGUCAUUGAUGCAGUAAAGAGAUCAAACCUUCGAAAUGAUAACCCAUUAUGUAUGGCGGAAAGAAUUGAGGGAAGUCUCGAGGAUUCCACCAAAGACUUGAUCGCGAAAAAAAAUGAUGUAUGUCAGAAGAUUAAGAAUGCUGAGCGAGAAGGCAAGAAAUCAACAAAUGAGGUCGACAGAUGGCUGGAAAAAGUGGCCAGAAUCAUUGAUGUUGUGCAUGUAAUCUCUGUGGACUAUAAGCUUAAGAAGGAUGUUACCAUGGAGGCAUCUGAGAAGCUUCGUGAGGUUCAAGAGUGUCUCAGUAUUUGUCCCAGUACUGUUGCAAUUGAGUCAAUGCCACCUCCUGUCCAAGAGAUGCCUGGUCCAUCUAUGUCAGCCGAGAACCGUAACCUCCAAGAUGCUCUCCAGUGCAUUAAGGAUGAUCCCAAAGUGGGAAUGAUUGGAAUUUGGGGUCCAGGUGGAGUGGGGAAAACACAUCUUCUCAACAAUAUUAAUAACUCAUUUGGAGAUGGUAUGAACUUUGAUUUUGUUGUCUUUGUAACUGCCUCCAGAGAGUGCUCGGUGGAAAAGGUCGAGUCACAAAUCAUAGAAAGGCUCAGGCUGCAAAGUGUUGGUUCUAAUCGUCUUACCAUACAUGCGUACAUGAAAACGAAAAGCUUUCUUGUACUAUUGGAUGACCUAUGGAACGAAAUUAAUCUAGAAGAAGUUGGUAUACCAUAUCCCCUUGGAAAUGUAAAGAAACUCAAUAGAAAAGUGGUGCUAACAACAAGAUUAAGAAAAGUUUGUGGCCAAAUGAACGUGAAGAAAGAGUUAAAAGUUGCAUAUCUGCAGGAGCAUGAGGCAUGGCAGCUAUUUAAAGAAAAUAUUGAUGCCGAAACUCUUUCUAGUCCCCAUAUUGAAACCCUUGCUAGAGAACUUAUGAAGGAACUGAAAGGCUUGCCACUAGCUUUGAUAACUAUUGGAAAGGCAAUGUAUCAGAAAGAUGAGUAUCAAUGGGAAACUGCCAUCCAAUAUAUGAAACAAUCAUGCUGCACUGAGGACAAAGACCCAAUAGAACUGGGUAUGGAAACUAAUGUUUUCAGGCAGCUAAAGUUUAGUUAUGAAAAAUUAAGAAACGACAUAUUGAGAGAUUGUUUUUUGACUUGUGUACUCUGGCCAGAGGAUGCGAAGAUUCGCAAAGUUGACCUUGCUCAAUGUUGGAUGGGCUUAGGUCUAGUGAAUGAGCAUGACAUAGAAUCUUCCUUUAGGAAAUCAUAUAGUUUGAUAGCUGACCUUACAGCUGCAUGCUUGCUAGAGGGCAGCGAUGCUCACCCAGGAUCUUCCUUUGAAAAUUCACAUGGUUCUGUUAAAGUGCAUGAUGUGAUUCGUGAUAUGGCUUUAUGGAUUUCUUGUGACUGUGGUGAGAAGAAUGACAAAUGGAUUGUGGCGGCACCAGGUGACAGAGACAAAAAAGUUAUUAUCCUUUCGAACAAAGCUGAGUGCAUCUCCUUGAGUUUCGACAGAAUUCCUAUCAGGUUUAAUCUUGAUCCAUUAAAGCUGAGGAUCUUGUGCCUUCGGAACAACGGAUUGGAUGAAAGCAUUAUUGAAGCAAUUAAGAAUUGCACUUCACUGACAUAUCUGGAUUUGAGCGGAAACAACCUCAAGAGGAUACCGGAAGAAUUAUGUUCCUUGGUAAACCUGGAAUACCUUGAUUUGUCAGAAAAUGUAUUUGGGGAAACUGGAGUGCCUCGAUCCUUUGGAGAUCUUAUCAACCUCAAGUUCUUGUACCUAAAGUCUGGUGGUGGAAUACCAGCUGGGGUCAUUUCUAGACUUAAAGCAUUGCAGGUAAUAGACUUGAGGAGUCUCUUAAGAGAAUGUACCCUAUUCCUAUUCCGAGAGUUGGGCACCCUACCUCAGUUGAAAGCGCUUUGUAUUCUGGUAAGAGAUUUAGCUCAGUUUGAGUCACUAGGAGAAGCGGCAAACCUCCCUGUUAGAUAUUUGGCUCUAAAUGACGUAAGUGCACUCACUCGUAUUUUAUCAACCGACUUUGCACAAAGGACCUUGUAUGAACUGGAUAUCAAUGAAGAAAGAUAUUUUCUUGAACAAGAUAUCAAUGAAGAAAUCGACACUCGAGAAAUAACAGUAGAACAUGACACAGAACAACCAAGCAAUCGUUUUGGUGCUCUCACCAACAUCCGAUUAACUAUGACGAGAUCCUUGAGACAGAUAAAGUGGAUGGGAGCAACUCCAUCAUUUAUAUUCCCAAGACUCGCUUAUUUGGAAUUGUUUAUGUGCCAACAUCUAUCGCACCUCUCUUGGGUUAUGCAUCUGCCUCGCCUUGAACAACUUCAUAUAGUUUCCUGUGACGGCAUGGUGCAAGCAUUUAUGAGGUGCCAUGGUGACAGAUUGUGCAACGGACAGGACAAGACAAAAACAUUUCCUCGCCUCAAGCUUCUCUUUCUUAUUUAUAACGAAUCGUUGGAAACUAUUGGGGACAAUGGUAUGGAAUUCCCAUCCCUAGAGCGACUUGAGCUUGAAGGUAGUCUGGCAUUGAAGAGGCUUCCUUUCCGGUCGGACAGUUUGCCACCAAAGCUGAAGGAGCUACGGUUUGAUGAUGCUAGAUGCUGGGAGAGACUAGAAUGCGAAGAAGGUGUCAAAACUAUCCUGGAACCCUAUAUUAAAUUUGGCAGACGACAUCAGGGUUAA
Molecule: messenger RNA, 3810 nt
Organism: Triticum turgidum subsp. durum (durum wheat)
Lineage: Eukaryota; Viridiplantae; Streptophyta; Magnoliopsida; Poales; Poaceae
Source: the annotation of a GenBank genome assembly